CCCGAGUUGAUGUGAACCGCCAUUUUCAUCCGACAAGAGCAAGCACACACCAAGCCGCAACCCAGAUCAAGCCAGGCCCUUGCCGUUUCACCUCGCCCAAACCGCCACGACGCUAUCUUCACCGCUGUCUUCACUCCACGCACUCCACGCACUUGCCACGAUGGUGAACGACGACAGACUCGAGCCCUCCUCGGCGUUUCAUGACGAGGAUUCCGGCUGCCACUCGCUGCAGUCCCCACCCAAUGGCCGGACCCAGGACCACCAUGCGCUGCUUUGUCUGAAGGCGGCGGGCACAGCCACCUGGAGCGACCCAGCGAGCUGUGCAUCAACCGCACGGACCUCAAGCAACUCUUCCCUGGACGACGACGACGAUCAGGAGGACCAAGGCGUUGAUGGCAAUGGCAAGGACGAGGGCAAGGACGAGGGCGAGGACGACGAGGACGCUGGUGGCAAGGCAGGCAGGCGUGGAAACGCGGGCGGCGAUCUGGGUUGCGGUUCUGCUUGCUCUGGUGGCGCGGACUCAACGGCAGCGAAGCCUUUGGUGGCUAAGCCGUGGUCUUGCGAGCAGCGCGACAGCUCCAAGUUGGAACGAUCAAGGCUUCAGGAGACCACAGCACGAACAAGUGCACCUGUAGUGAGCCGCCGAACCACACAACCCGCCAACAAGAACGCCGCCUGCGCUUCAGCGCCCGUCAUGACCAGCCAAGCCUCCCGCGACGACGCACGCGUCAUGGCACAAGCGCCCGCCAACACCACGCCACAUGCCACGCCACACAAUGGCUCUGCACCUCCAUCGCCACAACAGCCACCCCACUUUUCCUCAAGCCAUCCUAACAGCAGUGCCAACACCACGGACGCCAACCAAGCGCCUGUCGAUAGCACGCAUUUGAUGGAGCAGAGGUUUCAGCCAUCUGUGCAACAGCUGCAGCAGUCGUCGCCUGCCCCUCGAAAGCCUCCGAGUGUUGCGAGAAUGAUGCAGCAGCAGCAGCGAUUGCAGCAACAGCCGCCACAACGGCCACAGCAACAACAACAAUUUCCUAGUUUUACUCAGGUUCCCCCGCCGCGUCAACGUGUUAGCCACAAUACAUAUCCUGGAUCCAACCAUCCCCCCUUGGGGCCGACGAGUGCGAUUAAGGGCUGCGGGUCAGCUCCAUCCGCAAUGCCAACCGCAGCUCAGCCACAGUCGGCCGUUUCUUCGUUGAACCUAACCGCACCUAGCAGCCAGUCUUCGUUUUCUUCAGCGUCUUUGUCUUUGUCUUCAUCAACACCCUCUACGUCGUUGCACAACAAGCCAUGCGUGCCCGUGAACGCACAGCAACAACAGCAGCAGCACCAUCAUCAUCAGCAGCAGCCCUCACACCCGUCAUUGCAUGCGUUGCUCCAACUUGCGCAAGCACGAGCGGCGUUGGGAGCAACGCAGCCCACCACACCAGCCAUGCAAUAUCAACAGUUAUUUGCAACACUGCAAAGGCAGCAGCAGCAGCAGCAGCAGCAACGGCAGUUGCAACAACAGCAACUGCAACAGUAUCUUCAGCAGCAGAACCCACAAGCGCUGUCGGCCCGAACACUGCAAUUCCUGCAACAGGUACUGUUGCAACACCAACAUCGUCAAGCACCGCAACAGCCCCAGCCCUCCAAGGACACUGCAGCGGCGCCAAGAGAGGCUGAUCCGCUUGCCCAGUUCCCCGUCGGAGAGGAGGAGGAGGUGGAUCACUGGCACGUCUGCCGGUGCGAACAGACGCUGUCGCAGCCUUGCAGCUUGCCCGGCAUUCGCGUCCGCAAGAAGAUGAGCGUUCUCUGUCACGUGGUGGAUGUUGACGUUGCUUCGCACAUUGUGCAGCACUUUCCCGAACAUCUCCAAGUCGUGAACAUGGCCCGCGUGCAGAAUUUUGAGCUGCGCACCCGCUACCUGACCAAGCGCGAGCGUGUCCUGCGUGCGCGCGGCCUCGAGCCCCUGCCUGCACCGGGCCAUGAUGCCAGCCAGCAGCCCCUCGAGCUCUCCUGUGUCGAUGCGCGCGUCUCGCAGCUGCUGGACACGCGUGUUGAGCGCCGCGCCUUCCACUGCACCAGCGCGCCCAACAUCAACAGCAUCCACGCGUACGGCCUGCGUAAGGAAUGCAGUCGCGUGGGCAACUUUGGGCGCGGCAUUUACAUGGGUCUGGAGCCGGAGAAGGCAAACUCGUACUGGAAGCCGCGCGUGAACAUGGCCUGCAGCAAGACGGCGCCUGAGAUGCGCUUCAUGCUCGUUCUGCGCGUCAUCCCCGGGCGCGUGUACCCUGUGCCAGCGCAGCACAACAUGCCGUACCUGGAGGGGCCGCCGCCGGGCUAUGACGGCGUGCUCGGCACCGUGCGCGGCGGCCACGAGCUCGUCGUGUACGAGAACGACCGCGUCAUUGUCGACUACAUUGUUGGCUACCGCGAUAUUCGCCAUGUUGUGCCGCGCGUCGAGCACCCGCUGUACACCACGGCGCCGCUGCCCGCGCAGCUGACACGCCACCCCAAGCAGCAGCAGGAAGGAAAGGUGGGGGAUGGCAAUGACCAGGAGCCGGAAGUACAAGGGCACGUUCACCACCACAAGAAGCGCCAUCCAUCGUACACGCUUCCCGGCCCCGUCUUCCCUGCCAAGACAAACCCGGACACGCGCCGUGCCGCGGCAACGCCGCGCCCAACCCCGACCGCAUCCACGCCAGCGCUGGUGGCCUCUGGGCAGCAGACGCCGUCCACGGCAGCGACGGGCACCAGCAAGAAGGCUGUGUCGCAACAACAGGUUGCAACGGCCUUGAGGAACUCUGCACUCAUGCGUGUGUCAGGGAUGACAGCAGCGCCGACGACAACAACAACAAUGACAACCACCCCUCCAACAACAACAACAUCGAUGACGACAACACCAAGUGCAACAACGCCACAGCCGGCGCGGCCGUCGACUGCACCAGCACCAGCGCCGGCGUCAGGGAGUGCCAUGCGAGCACGGCGGCCACGGCUGCCGACAAUGCCUACAUUGCCGACACUCAAGGAGGCAGCGCAGGAGGAGGAACCCAAGCGAGGGGACUUGUCGCACCAACUCAGCACCAUGACGCUCCCACAAACCCAGGACGCCACCACCACCACUGCAGCCGCAACUGCCGCUGCCACCCCCGCUUAUACCAGCCGAACCGCACGUCCCAACAUGGACUGCGGGGAGGAUGGUGUCAGACUACGGCGGCAACGGGCCGGCUCCACGCGCGCAGCUGACGCUGAUGCUACUUCGGCCAGCGCUGGCGACAGGCCACAGGGCAGCGCUGGUGCUGGUGGUGUCGACACCACUGCGACACGACCCAGCACGAGGCCACCGAGCAGGCCCUCCAGCAAGCGGGCGGGGCGCACCCGGUGCCCGGUGGAUGAAUCGGAGCUGGCGCCAGCACCGGCCGCCUCCAGAUCGUCCUCGGCCCGGUCUUCCACAGCACCGUCGCGGCUUGCGUCUGUGUCCUCAUCACAUUAUCCCACGCCUGGUGGCCCAACCACCACCGAUGAUCCCUCGUCGUUUCUCCACGCCAAGCGGAGCAAGCGAGACAGCGCCGGUGGUCUGUUCCCAAUCGGCAACGCAGCCGUGUAUGUGCAGCAGGUGGAUGGUCACGCCAGCGACAGCGAUGACAGCACCGAUGCAUUUUGAUCAGCACUGCGCUCAUAAGCGAGCGUUGGCUGAUUUGUUUUCAUGAUGAACUCCCAUCCUCCCUUCAUGUGUGUUUUGUUUGCUCGACUUUACAUAACCCUUUUCCUCCACCGUCUUCAACCAUGCCUUUUGUUGCCAGGCUUUGUGUGCUGCUUUAUGUGUGUCUCUCUUUCUUGUUUCUGCUUUUGCUGCUUGGUUCUCCCCAGUUACAGGUAAUUUAUUCUGUUUGCUUGCGUGCCGCAACCUCUCACAUCAGCACUAGUGUUACAUCCUGAGUUGCUUUUUGAGUGGCUGCCUUGCUUGUGCGCACUCGUCGCCCGAGCUUUCCUUUCUCUCUUUUCUUCACUUUCUACAUGGUUUCCCCGUUUGGUUUGAUGUGUUGUGACUCGUUCUCGUUCUUCUUCGCAUUCUGGUGUGUUCCAACAAUACAACGGACGUAACACCACUGCUGCCGUGAGUGCACGUCACGG
This is a messenger RNA of Salpingoeca rosetta, 4119 nucleotides long. RefSeq lists its product as uncharacterized. The transcript is spliced from 3 exons. Bases 161 to 3649 code for a protein of 1162 amino acids. NCBI's taxonomy places the organism in Eukaryota, Choanoflagellata, Craspedida, Salpingoecidae. The record is from RefSeq and is a predicted model, not a curated record.